Molecule: messenger RNA, 6803 nt
Organism: Clupea harengus (Atlantic herring)
Lineage: Eukaryota; Metazoa; Chordata; Actinopteri; Clupeiformes; Clupeidae
Gene: mib1
Product: MIB E3 ubiquitin protein ligase 1
Biological process (GO): protein ubiquitination; endocytosis; Notch signaling pathway
Cellular component (GO): cytoplasm
Molecular function (GO): ubiquitin-protein transferase activity; protein binding; zinc ion binding
Source: RefSeq, a predicted model, not a curated record
CGUUACGUCAUCCGACGGCACGGGAACUGCACGAUACCAAACAAUUCCUUCCUUCGCCUGCUUGAGCCCUGAUUGACAGUAAUGGCGACUUCAGUUUUACUCUAACGAAACAUUCCACCAAAACAAUACUUUCUAAUGGUGUUUCCAGUUCACCGACAAUAAAUCUUCAAACAAGGAAUCCUAUGUAUCUCUAAAGUAAGUAAUUUUUCGAAAGGCGUGGGAUGCUGAAGUUGUGGCGGUAGCUAGAAUAUUUUGGAAAGCAUGAACAAAGGUCUCCCUUUUCGUGGCGAUGUGGCUACUCGGUGACAAGCUCUGAUGGUAUUUUUUAUAUAUAUAUUGGGAUUUAAACAACAACAUCUGCAAUACUGAGACUACCUGGCUUGAAUGAAGAAAUAAGCAUAGAUUAAUUAUUGCCAGAUAUGGUAAUCGGGAGCUAGCUGGCAUAGUUUGUUAGCUAGCCUGUAGCCUUAACACCCCCAUCUUGAGAUCGACCCCCCAUUGUUGUAGGCGUUCUCAUGGAAAGCACACCGACGAAGCUGGAAAACGCGUCACAAGAAGUUGGAUCCAUCUGUUGAGUCUUUCUCUUGUGUUUCAUCAAACUUCAGCCCUGCAGUAGAUUAAGAAACUUGUCGGAUCCAGUUAUUUUUCCAGAUCCAGCACGCUGACAGAAGGACACAUUUCCAUCUUGCAAAUCCCAGACGUUUGAUGUGAAAAACAGCAGGACUUGUUAGCUUGUGAUGUUACGUUAGCUAUCAUAGCUUUGUCCCCAGGCUGACCAGUUAAUGCUAGUUACCAAGCUAUCGUUGUUUUGUUUAGCCAGGUAAUUUAAACUCUGGUGAACGGGACAACAUAGUGUGCUCAUCUUUGCUUAGUUCGUUUGUCAGCACGCUCGCAACUUUAGGACAACUUUCUGCUGUGACAACUGCUUGUCGACUUUCGAUAAUUUAACCUGGGGCAGUUUGUUUAACCACCGGAGUGAGGUGUAAGUUACCUAGCUAGUGAAUAUUCACAUGGUCUUCUACUAAUCAUAUCCUAUACUUGUAUAAGGUUACCAGUAGUAAUCUUGAACAUACUGUAUCCUCACAGAAUUCCUGUGGUUAACGUUACGGUCAGAGAAGAAUAGCUGGCUAGCUUGCUGGUUUUGUUGAUACAUUUUGGUAUUUUUCACUAUGCUUCUUUAUGAACUAAAAUACUGGCCCAUUUCCGUAACUUUGCCAAUUCUUCGUAGGUUAAGCUAGCUAGCUAUCAUACCGUGUUGUUGUGAGCUAAUUGUCAUCACUAAAUGUUUCAGGACUGAGGUUAGAAACGGCUGGGCUGGCUAGCUAUCAUAGCUAGCUGUCUACUUUAACAAAAGCUAUUGAGGCUUUGCCUGUCUGCUACUGAACGAAUGCAAUAGGUUUGUCUUCAGUCCAGGAUUGAUUCAACCCAGCAAGUUUGUCAGUAAGUUUUUUUUGGUAUUUUUGUUACUGCGAUAUUUGUAGCUAAAUGACGACCGGAAGGAAUAACCGAAUCAUGAUGGAAGGAGUGGGGGCAAGGGUUGUCCGUGGACCGGACUGGAAAUGGGGAAAACAGGACGGUGGAGAAGGACAUGUUGGAACAGUGAGAAGUUUUGAAAGUCCUGAGGAAGUGGUGGUAGUUUGGGAUAACGGGACUGCUGCCAAUUAUCGCUGCUCUGGAGCUUACGACGUGAGGAUAUUGGACAGCGCACCCACAGGUAUUAAGCAUGAUGGCACCAUGUGUGACACCUGCCGUCAGCAGCCCAUCAUUGGCAUCCGCUGGAAGUGUGCUGAGUGCACCAACUAUGACCUCUGCACCACGUGUUACCAUGGAGACAAGCACCACCUGCGACACAGGUUCUACAGAAUCACCACACCGGGAAGCGAGAGGGUCCUCCUGGAAUCUCGGCGCAAGUCCAAGAAAAUCACAGCCAGGGGUAUCUUCACCGGAGGCCGUGUGGUGCGCGGCGUGGACUGGCAGUGGGAGGACCAGGAUGGUGGCAAUGGCCGAAGGGGGAAGGUUACCGAGAUCCAAGACUGGAGUGCAGCCAGCCCUCACAGUGCGGCGUACGUCCUGUGGGACAAUGGAGCCAAGAACCUCUACAGAGUUGGCUUUGAGGGCAUGUCGGAUUUGAAAUGUGUCCAAGAUGCCAAAGGGGGCACUUUCUACAGAGACCACUGCCCAGUAUUGGGUGAGCAGAAUGGCAGCAGGAAUCCUGGGGGUCUGCAGAUCGGAGACCUGGUUAACAUCGACCUUGACCUGGAGAUCGUGCAGUCCCUGCAGCACGGGCACGGAGGCUGGACCGACGGCAUGUUUGAGACGCUCACCACCACCGGCACCGUCUGUGGGAUCGACGAAGACCACGACAUUGUGGUCCAGUACCCCAGUGGGAAUAGGUGGACGUUCAACCCGGCGGUGCUGACGAAGGCCAACGUGGUGCGCAGCGGCGACGUGGCGGCAGGGGCCGAGGGCGGCGCCUCCCAGUUCGUGGUGGGUGACCUGGUGCAGAUCUGCUACGACAUCGACCGCAUCAAGCUGCUGCAGAGAGGCCACGGCGAGUGGGCAGAGGCCAUGCUCCCGACGCUGGGAAAGGUGGGACGUGUGCAGCAGAUCUACUCGGACAGCGAUCUGAAGGUGGAGGUGUGCGGCACCUCGUGGACGUACAACCCAGCCGCCGUCACCAAAGUGGCUCCCUCCGGCUCGGCCGUCACCAACGCCUCUGGAGAGCGUCUAUCUCAGCUGCUGAAGAAGCUCUUUGAGACCCAGGAGUCGGGUGACAUCAACGAGGAGUUGGUGAAGGCCGCCGCCAACGGUGACCUGGCCAAAGUGGAGGACAUCAUGAAGAGACCUGACGUGGACGUGAACGGGCAGUGUGCGGGCCACACGGCGAUGCAGGCAGCCAGUCAGAACGGCCACGUGGAUGUCCUCAAACUGCUUCUCAAAUACAGCGUCGACCUGGAGGCCGAGGACAAGGACGGGGACCGGGCCGUGCACCACGCGUCGUUCGGGGACGAGGGCUCGGUCAUCGAGGUGCUGCAGCGGGGCGGCGCCGACCUCAACGCCAGGAACAAGCGCCGGCAGACGCCGCUGCACAUCGCCGUCAACAAGGGCCACCUGCAGGUGGUGAAGACACUGCUGGACUUGGGCUGCCACCCCAGCCUCCAGGACUCUGAGGGUGACACACCCCUGCACGACGCCAUCAGCAAGAAGCGUGAUGACAUGCUGUCCGUGCUGCUGGAGGCCGGCGCUGACGUCACCAUCACCAACAACAAUGGCUUCAACGCCCUGCACCACGCUGCCCUGCGAGGGAACCCCAGUGCCAUGCGUGUUCUCCUGUCCAAACUCCCAAGGCCCUGGAUUGUGGAUGAGAAGAAGGAUGACGGCUACACGGCUCUCCACCUGGCCGCGCUCAACAACCACGUGGAGGUGGCCGAACUCCUCGUGCACCAGGGAAGUGCCAGCCUGGACGUCCAGAAUGUCAACCAGCAGACCGCGCUGCACCUCGCCGUGGAGCGCCAACACACCCAGAUCGUUCGGCUGCUGGUGCGGGCGGAAGCCAAGCUGGACGUGCAGGAUAAGGAUGGAGACACGCCGCUGCACGAAGCCCUGCGCCACCACACGCUCUCCCAGCUGCGGCAGCUGCAGGACAUGCAGGACGUCAGCAAAGUGGAGCCGUGGGAGCCCUCCAAGAACACGUUGAUCAUGGGCCUGGGCACCCAGGGGGCUGAGAAGAAGAGUGCUGCCUCCAUCGCCUGCUUCCUGGCGGCCAACGGUGCUGACCUCACCAUCCGCAACAAGAAGGGCCAGUCACCCCUGGACCUCUGCCCAGACCCCAGCCUGUGCAAGGCCCUGGCCAAAUGCCACAAGGAGAAAUCCAGUGGGCAGGUUGGCUCUCGUAGCCCGUCUCUGAACAGUAACAGCGAGACGCUGGAGGAGUGUAUGGUGUGCUCGGACAUGAAAAGGGACACCCUGUUUGGACCCUGCGGCCACAUCGCCACCUGCUCCCUCUGCUCGCCCCGCGUCAAGAAGUGUCUCAUCUGCAAGGACACGGUGCAGUCCAGAACUAAGAUCGAGGAGUGCGUGGUGUGCUCUGAUAAGAAGGCAGCCGUGCUCUUCCAGCCCUGUGGACACAUGUGCGCCUGUGAGAACUGUGCCAUUCUCAUGAAGAAGUGUGUGCAGUGUCGCACAGUGGUGGAUACGCGCACUCCUUUCGUCAUGUGCUGCGGAGGGAAAGGUAUGGAGGACACCACUGAUGAUGAGGAAGGGGUCCUUAGUGCCUUGAGUGAAAGAGCAGAGCCAUGCUCCCUACCCCAAACUCUACCAACCGCCCACAGAGCAGGCGCCAAUAACUCAGUGGCAGGGGGGUCCCAGGAACUUGUCCAGCCCAACAAUCUGGCGAUAAGUUGGUCCGCAAACAACAUCCCAGCUCUUAAUAGGGACAAGGACAACACCAACGUCAACGCCGACGUGCAGAAGCUGCAGCAGCAGUUGCAGGACAUCAAAGAGCAGACCAUGUGUCCGGUGUGUCUGGACCGGCUGAAGAACAUGAUCUUCAUGUGCGGCCACGGCACCUGCCAGCUGUGCGGAGACCGCAUGAGCGAGUGUCCCAUCUGUCGCAAGGGCAUCGAGCGCCGCAUACUGCUCUAUUAGAGCCCCAGGCUUUGUUUUCGGGCCUCCUCAACUUCACCGCUCCUCAACCAGCCAGCCAGCCAGCCACUUUUCUCAUGAACACAGCGAGCGCUCCUGUGUCUGCAAGACUCUCCACGUCUCUCGCUAAGCUGUCAGUCAUCAGUGUUAAGGUGUAGACUUGUCCUGCAAAGCAAUCCUGGUUUGUCUACUUUGGCAAAAAAAAAAAACAACCAGCAAAAAAAAAAAAUGUAAAUAAAUGCCUCAUCCUUGUCUGUGCAUCUCAGCUGAACACUUGUCUUCAGCAUUAAAGGUUCUCAGAUGGCCCCUGCUGCCCCCAAACGUCUGCUGAUCUCUUGUCACCCAAGGUUGGUCACCAUGGAUACUCCAUGGAUUGUUGAGACUGUAAACACCAGGUGGCAAAUUCUGUUGUGUACAGAAAGGGGUUCCACUGAGUCCUUCGCAGUGUGUGCCUCUGACCUCAGACUUCUAAAUGUCACUGCAUAUGUGAGCAUGCAGUCGUCGUCCCAUCCCCUUCCACCCCCACAUCGCUACAAAGCUCUGUGUUCGCCUCCUGCUACCUGUUCUUUUUCUUCAAUAAUGUAAUCUGAUGCAAGCCUAGCUGUAGAGGACGCUGCCCCUUUGUGGAUCUCCCAACUUUCGGGGUCCGUAUAGCAGAACUCUGGCUCCACACGCAGCACACAGUCAUGCCAGUUGCUUAUUUGUCGUAAAACCGCCUAAGGCCUUUCGGAGGCCAAUUUGAGCCCGCUAGUGUUCUCCUAGUCACAUUUCAAAGUUUUUUUUUUUUUGUCCCUUCCUUGAAUGGACGUGCUCUGAGACAAAGUCCAUCAGGCUGCUUGGGUCCUGUAGUGAAACCCCCAAAGUCGAGGCAAAUCGGUCCUUGCCGUGAUCACGUUAGGCGGUGCAAGCUCAACCCACAUGCUCUGUGGAGGUGCACAGAGGCUACAGUGGGCCCCAACACUUCUCACAUGAAUGACACACGAGCCUCGAGUAUUACUGUAACAUCACAUUACCCCCCCCCCCCCCCCCCCCCGCCACUGAUGGAAAUUGUGCUGUUACACAGUGUUUUCAUUGUUGUCUAAGGCUUGUAACUGGAUUGUUUUGGUAAGGCAUGUAUUCUCACCCCCUGCCAUCACGUUACAAGCUUAGGGACAAUGAGGCUAUGAAGCUUUUUUUUUUUUUUUCUAAAUGUUUGCUAAUGACCAUAGAGGAUUCUGUGCCAUUGCUUCCAAAAAGAACACUACGACAUCCUUAGGGAUAGGGUGCUGUUUACCUGUUUUUAAAAAAAAUACCAUUUUAUUUUAUUGUAUCAUGAAAAAAAACGGUGAAAAUGAGCUAGAGAGUACAAUCUAAUAUAAAGCCAAGACUUCAAAGCCUCUACUUUAGUAGUGUUAGAAUAAAUUAUUUUAUAUUGUUACCAAGAUAUAGAAUGAGGGAUGUUUCAGAUUGUCUAAAGGGGUAGCAUUUUUUCUCUCCAAAGCUGUCAGCCUCAAUGGGAAAAAAAAGAAAAAUUAUGAAAGGAAAAAAAAGAUGGAAAUUUGAUUGACAUCAAACUUUUUUUUUUGGUUUUAGUUCUGUAGUAUUUUCUAGACUAUAUUCAGCCUAAUACAAGUCAAACCGAACUAAUUACUGUCUCCAGUCACAUGUCCUGUUUUUCAACCAUUGUGAGGAGAAAAGAGGACGCCAAUGAGUUGGCUUGAGUGUGUGCAGGUGUUUGGUCAGUCCAGUGUCUGAGGGCAGGGUUGCAGAGCUGGCUGCCUCUUGCAAAUCAGAUGGUCUUGGUGAUGCGUUUCAUCGCCAUCUUGCCUGCCAGUGCAAAGGUCCUUUUGGGGGAAAAAAAGAUUUAUGAAAAAGUAGCUUCAUACUUUGCCUUUUUAACCAAUUUUUUAUCAUUUUUCAACUAUCAUAUUGACAUUUGAAGCUAGAUGCACUAACGUACUUUAAUGGUAGUAUUGUACCGUGUUACAGUAAAGGCCUAUUUUAUACCUUAUUUCUGUUUGUAACACUCUCCUGGUUUCAAAAAUUUCACUACUCUCAUAUUUGGCAUGAAUGUUUUUGUUGUAUGCGGUUUAGCCUGUAUCAUUAAAAUGCCGUCACUCUGUAUUGUUAAGUGCUUUUAAAUGAAAAUAAAUGCAUCGCUGAAUAAAGGUCUAAAGAAA